GGUACUUUCGGGGCUCGGCUACAGUAAGUCUGGCGCUAGUGCAGAUCCACGGACACCUUUCCUUUCUCCAUCAUGCGCGCCCUCCAGGAAUCAAAUCAGAGAUCAUCCUUCAUCAUGGGGACGGAGCCGACCACCAUCCACACCACCCCCCUACUAGUCGACGACCCUAAGCAAAGAAAUGGAAAUCUCCGUCCGGUAUCAUGGUGGUAAUCGAAUCGAACUCUGGGCUGGACCUACUUUACCAUCUGGCUUGCACUUACGCCAGCAGCCGAUCUUUCUCUUCGGGGUGGAACCCCCAAGGCUCCGUCCUGGUUUUACCUGUCACAACGAUCCCAUGCCCCAUAAACGGCUGAUCGUUGCCGCACGAUCACGCUGCUGCUGGCUGGCUGUUGCUGUUGCUGCUGGCUGCUUGCUGUUGCUGCUUGAGAACCUGAUCUCAUGUGGUUCCAGCUUGCUUCCAACCAGCUUUCAUGGUUGUCCAGUCCUGUCUGUCCAAUUCUGGGUCCUUCCCCCCUCUCUCCUCUGCUUUCCAUACACGGCCCCCUCCCUCCUCCUUCUCCCCGUAGAUCCUGUGUGUUCGGGGCCCUCGGUGGGCGAAACUCGGUGCCUAAGGUACCCCUCCCUCCUUCCCACUUGGCUGGUUCCCUCCCGGUACUUGUCCGUGACCCAACUGUGCAACCCUGGUCCAGCAUGGCUCAGAUCACCGGUUUGAGGGGAAGAGGGGGGAGGGGAAGAGGCAGACACACUUACAUACACACAGAGGGGGAGGAAAGCAAAAGGAGAGAAGGAAUCCAAUCUAUUCCCAGAUCCCAACCCUGGUUGGUCUCAGUUUCCAUCUCCGUUCUUUCCGUAUUCUAGCGGUCGAUUAAACAUCCCUUUCUGGAAAGCAAUCUGGAAAGGUGACCCUGAUUCCAUUCCAUCCAUCGUGUUCUUUCUUUAAAUUAAUUAUUGUUA
This is a messenger RNA of Aspergillus welwitschiae, 954 nucleotides long. RefSeq lists its product as uncharacterized. The coding region runs from base 179 to 712 and encodes 177 amino acids. The transcript has a single exon. The record is from RefSeq and is a predicted model, not a curated record. NCBI's taxonomy places the organism in Eukaryota, Fungi, Ascomycota, Eurotiomycetes, Eurotiales, Aspergillaceae.